Linum tenue is the source of this 3925-nucleotide messenger RNA. The record is from the annotation of a GenBank genome assembly. Lineage: Eukaryota; Viridiplantae; Streptophyta; Magnoliopsida; Malpighiales; Linaceae.
UUUCAAUUUUUUCAACUCUCCUCCCUCCCUCUCUUUAGAAAAACAAAACAAAAAAAAACCCCACCCUGCUGCUAGCCAGCUCCCUCACUCACUCCCACCUCUAGCUUUCUUCCGGUCGCCGGCCGGUCGGUCAGUCUCCUCGCCCGACAAUCUCCAUUCACAUGCACUAUGGAUUGCUACGAAGCUACUAAGACAGUCUUCUCAAGAGUCCAAGGUUUGGACCCAGAGAAUGCUUCCAAAAUCAUGGGCUACCUCCUGCUGCAGGAUCAAGGAGACCGAGAAAUGAUUCGAUUGGCCUUCGGACCUGAAUCUUGCCUCCACAAUCUCAUCCUCCAAGCCAAAACCCACUUGCGUCUGCCGAUUUCCCCAUCGUCUUCGUCUUCGAAUUCGACGAUUUCGUUCUCCUCUGUUUCCAAUUCCAACACUCCUUCGACGCCGUCCACUCCUUCCUCGCCGUCCCCUUUCCUCAGCUCGAGACCCAGCGCGCUGAGAAUCUCCGGUUGUGGGGCGGCGUUUGACCACGGGUCGUCUCCCUCUGCUGCUGCUUCCAGCCCUUCGCUUUCCUACGCCAAUGUCGUCAAUGGAGGAAGUAACGGUAAUGGGAACGGGAACAGCUGUCUUGGUGGUAAUAAUGGCGGCGGUGGUAUUGGUAAUGAUAUGGGUAUUGAUGAGUUUCAAGUUCACCGUGACCACUUCUCUUUCCUCGACGAGGGUAGUAAUGCAGACCAGGUGUUUGAUCCGAGGCCUGACUGGGGGAAUCUCUUGAGCCCAACCGCUGGAGGGGGUCUUGACGAUGGUAUUAGUUCACAUUUCCACAGGCGGAGCUAUUCGGUUCCUGGGGUGUGUUUCGGGUCCGGGGCCGUCGACGAAGGCGCCGGCGGCGGCGGUGGUGGGUUUGGCUGGAAACCCUGCUUGUACUUCGCCAAGGGAUUCUGCAAGAAUGGGGGGACUUGCAAGUUUCUUCACGAAGGAGAGAGUGCUGCUGUUUCUGAUGGUGUGGCUGCUCUGGUGGGUUCCCCUGAGAAGCUCAAUGGGUUUGAACAGUGCCAGGACUUUCUCAUGAGAUCCAGGUCUGCUGUUCAUCAGCAGAAGUUAGCUGCUGCUGCUGCUGCCUCGCAGUUCAUGGCUCGUCCUGCUGCUUCGAAUCUUUCGUAUAACGAGUGCAUGAAUUUGCUUCUGCAACAAAGUGAUGCCCAGAGAUCAGCUGCAGCUGCUGCAUUGUUGAUGGGGGAUGAGCUUCACAAGUUCAGCCGGUGCCGGCCGGAGAGGACAAGGAUACUGAACCCAAGUGCCAGACAGAUCUACUUGACGUUUCCAGCUGACAGUACAUUCAGAGAAGAGGAUGUUUCCAAUUACUUCAGCAUUUAUGGGCCAGUGCUAGACGUGAGAAUCCCAUACCAGCAGAAGAGAAUGUUUGGGUUCGUCACAUUCUUGUAUCCAGAGACAGUGAAGCUCAUCUUGGCCAAAGGCAACCCCCACUUUGUCUGUGACUCUCGUGUGCUUGUCAAGCCUUACAAGGAGAAAGGCAAAAUCCCUGAAAAGAAGCAGCAGCAGAUGGAGAGAGGAGAUUUUUCACCCUCAGCUUGUUCAAGCCCACGUUGGCUUGAUUCCAGAGAGCAGUUUGACGUUAAUCUUGGGGCCAGAUUGCUGUACAACACUCAAGAGAUGCUGCUACGAAAGAAAUUAGAGGAACAAACAGAUCUACAGCAGGCCAUUGAACUCCAUGGCAGAAGGCUAGUGAGUCUACAACUUCUCGACCUGAAAAACCACCGUCGUCAGCAUCUCCUUAAUGGUCUAUCCAAUGGGUCUCCAGUUUCAUCCCCAACUGGCUUGGCUCGUAGUUUCAGCCAUCCGGUCCGUGUUGGUAGCAUUGACCAAGAAGGCCUUUCUCCAGCUGAAGAGAAUGGAGGUUGCCUGCAUGAUGAUGAUGAUGGAGCAGUAGCUUCUGUAAAUGCUGUUGCAGGAAGCGUUGAUCGGGAAUUGAAUCCUCCCUGCAGCCAAAGCAAUGGAAAUGGCAAUGAAGAGAAGUACUUCACUGAACAAAAUGGUCUCCAGGAAAGGUAAGACAUUUGGUUUCAAAGCGUUUUCAGAUACGCAAAGGGAAGAUUACCCACAAUGGCCAAUACUAUCAAUUACAUUGUGAUUAAUGAGUUUGAUGUAAGAGAUAAUAAAAGUGAGGAUGAAAUGGCUGGAUUAGAAAAGUUGAAAUGUAACUAUUUUUUGUUUUGAACAUUUUCAGUAAAAAGAUACCAUUAAAAUAUUAUAAAGGGACCAAGAUAGCUCUUCAACUUUUUUGCUUCCUGUUUGGAACAUAUCCACCUCCCAGAUAACCUCUUCAAUUCUCCCAAGAAAGCUGCCGGUGACCAUCUCAAGACUGCUUUCUCUGCAUCUCUUGAAGUUCCUGAGAUUUCCACCACCACCACUACCACUUCUGCUCUCAACAUGACCCCUUUGAAGUCCUGUUUUCCCCAAAUGCCCAGGCUUACCUCUGGUGGGCAUGGAACUAUUGGCAUAUAAAAAGAGCCCCCUACUUAAUAAAGCCUUGAUCUUGGAAUUGACUUCGGUAGGGUAAAACUAUUGGAGAAAAACAGAAAAAAGGGCCAGAUGAUGACUAGAUGAGAGAAUAUACAUUACAAACUCAUCAUCACCAUAGUCAUCGGUUAGCUGUAUAUCCCAAAGAACCAUAUACCCUACAAGAAAGGAAAAACAGAUCUGUAGACAAACAAGGCCUUGGGAGCAAGAUCGCCAUCAUCAAUACAUACUACUUACUACAACAAAAUACAUAAUGGAUACAUUAAAAGUAAGAAAAAGGACAGAGGCAGUACUCUACUAUUUCUACUGAUCAUAUUUGCUCUUUCAGUCUUUUCUUUUUAACUUUUUUUUUACUGUUGGGAAGAGGAUAAUUUCAUAUUCAUAUCAUCAUAUGCGUUUGAGAGAGAGGGUGAGGACUGAGGUCUUGCAUUUUCCAAAUUGCUGUCCUCUUUCUCACUGUGUAACCUAUGUAGGUAAUGAGCUGGACCACACAGCAAUCAUAUAUAUAGCUGAAAGUGUAGAAAAUAAACAAAAAGCGCUGUUGUUGUUGUUAAAUAGUAAACAGUAAUAGAGUUAGUCUAUAAAUGAAUAGAUCUCCCUUUCCCAUUUGUGCAAGUUUUUUGUUCUUACUAUUCAAUAUGAGAAAGUUGAAAUAGUGAUCUCUUUCCUUUCCCAAGUUGUGUUCUUUCUGUUCAUAGAUUGUGUAUUAGAUUAUGAUUAUUAUAUGGGUUUGCAGGAGGCAGAAGUUUUCUUUACUCCUGCUUACAGGUAUGUAGGUGAAUUAGGCUGAAGGGUAAGUGAAAGGAUGGAGUAUGGAGCAGUCAAAAGGGCUGUGUGGGGUAAAGGCUGCCUUCAAUUGAGUCAGGUGAUCUACCAGUAUAGUUAGUAACUUAGUAUGCAUCUGUCACCCAAUUUUUAAGAUCAUGGAGACUGGGUUUGCAGUUUGCAGGCAACAGAGGGGAAAAGGUGAUUGAUUCUGAUGAAUGAUGAGCAGGAAGAAGCUCUACAGAAGUAGAGAUUUCAGUUUUCUUUUUAAUUAAAAUGAAGAGAGAAAAAGAAAGGCAGCUUUUUUUAUUGUAUGUAGAGGGAGGUGGUGGGGGACUCCUUUGUCUCAUAUUGUGGUUUCUUUUUAGGUUGGAGGACAUGAAUGGCUGAGGGCCACAUUGUCACAUGGCCUUCUGACAAAAUUAGCUUUACAUAUCCAUCACUGGUUUUUAUCCUUUUCAACUCACUCACCAGUCACCACUCAAUUUUCUAUCUCCUUCCAACUACAUGAUCCCCACUUUUAACCCCCCCUGCUGGUUCAGAUUUCAUUUGCAAGUCCAUCACUUGGUUGGUUUUGGACAAAACAGUUUGAUUGGGUAAAGAAGAAAAUGAUUUGGGCAAGUUGGAC